UAGAACCUACAUUCCUGUUCGGAUUGUUUCGGUUCAGCGAGAUCUUGUGUAAUAACAAGUGACGUCAGCCGUACACGAGACUCAUGGCGAUGAAUACCACUUUGUAAAUACCAUUGAACGAGUUUCAGGAUGAAAACUUCAUUUUGGAGUCAGUUGAAGUCCCUAUUAUGGCGAAACUUUCUUCUGAAAAAGAGAAACAAAAGACAGUUUUUGCAGGAAGUAUUUUUCCCAGUCUUCUUUGUGUCGCUCAUGGCAAUGAUCAAGGCAUUUACAAAACCCAAGACAUUUCCUGUCACUUCUUUCCCGGAAAAUUCUCUUUCCAACGGUAGAUUUCACUUUAAUACUUCAAAGAAAUUGUUAGUGUCACCCAACACAACUGAGGUUGAAACUUUGAUGACCGAGAUAUCAACCCUUCUUGGUGGUGUUCAGUAUGAGACAUUUUUCAGCCAGGCUGCAGCAGAGGAGAGGUACAAAGCAAACCCGACCAACGUGGCAGCUGGGAUUAUAUUUGGUUUUGAAGGAGGAACAAACUUUAACUAUGCAAUUCGGAUGCCGUAUAGAUCUCUGCCUUCCGUCAGUGAUGUGUUUACUAAAGCACUAAAUCAGGGUCAGUGUAGAGAGGAUCCCAAUGGAACUAGAUCUGGAAGGAAGUGUCGAGCCAACUUUUAUCUCACAACUGGUUUUGUCUGGCUUCAGAAUGUUGUUGAUUCAGCACUCAUAAAAAAAAAUAAUGUAGCAUUUACUAUGCCAAAUGUCUCAGUCCAGUUGAUGCCCAAGGAUAAAUUCACACAAAGUCUUGAAAGCAUCCAAAUUGGGUCAGCCAUCUACUUCGUUUUUGCUUACUGUUUCUUCAUUAACUUUCUGUGUGUCGAUCUGGUAGCAGAGAAAGAAAGAAAAAUUCGAGAAGGAAUGAAGAUGAUGGGUCUUAGAGACUCUGUUUGGUGGUUGUCAUGGGCACUUAUCUACAUGGUGGUUAUUCUCUUUGUUACCGUUGUUGUUGUCAUCAUUGCCUUUGCAUCAUCCUUUUUCAAGACUGAAAGUCUGUUCAUGUUUUUUAUCAUGAUGCUUCUUUACGGAUUAUCAAUUGUGAACUUAGCAUUUGUGAUGACUCCUUUCUUCAUAAAGGCUCAGGUUGCUGGACUUGUGGCCGCUUUCUCUACUAUCGUCAUCAGCCUACUGUACUUCAUCGUGAGCAUGACGAGGACGACCACCCUCACCGGCUACGACUACAGCAUCUCACCAGCCGGUCGCUGGGCUCUCUGUCUGCUCUCACCUGUGGCUUUCUCACUGGCUAUAGAUCAGGGAAUAUUUCUGGAUAUUGUUAAAGGAGGAAUGACGCUUUCAAAUGCCUCAACGGGAGACUUUCCACUGUAUGCGCCCAUUGUCAUGUUAUUGGCUGACAGCUUUCUGUACCUCAUCCUGGCUGUCUACUUAGACCACGUUAUUCCUGGGGAGUAUGGUCCCCGUUACAAGCCAUGGUUCUGCCUGACACCGUCCUACUGGUGUGGACAGAGGAAGAGCACAGAGUUGACCAGUCUCGUGGAUGCAGAAGGUCAUGAUGGACCCCGGAGGAGUGAACAAACAGACGACAUAGUGGAGCCAGUGUCUCCAGAUCUGGCAAACAAAGCUGGCAUUCGAAUAUCUAAAAUUUCUAAAGUCUUCAAAGACAAAAGGAACACGAUUAAUGCCAUUGAUGGAUUAACACUGGAUAUAUAUGAAGGCCAGAUUACAGCACUACUUGGUCACAAUGGAGCAGGGAAGACAACUCUAAUUAAUAUGCUAUGUGGAUUAUCUCCUCCUAGUUCUGGAACAGCAACAAUAUAUAAUAUGGACGUGUCUCAUAGUGGAGAUAUGGAGAGAAUUCGAUCCAUGACCGGGGUCUGUCCUCAGCAUGACAUCCUGUAUGAUGAACUGUCCUGUCGUGAACACCUCGACAUCUUCGCUGGCAUCAAAGGAGUGAGAGAAAAGGAGAGGGCUGAUGUUGUUAAAACGAUUAUGAAGGCUGUUGAUAUUGUCGACCAAGCUGAUGUCCUUGCCAAAAACCUGAGUGGAGGACAGAAGAGGAAGCUGUCUGUUGCAAUUGCCCUAAUAGGAGAUCCAAAGAUGCUUAUACUUGACGAGCCAACAGCAGGAAUGGAUCCUUACUCUAGACGCCACCUGUGGUCUCUCCUGAAGAACAGCAAGGAGGGGAAGAUAAUUCUGUUGACCACACAUUUCAUGGAUGAAGCUGAUAUAUUGGCAGAUCGCAAAGCCAUUAUUAAUCAUGGCAAACUGAAAUGUUGUGGAUCAUCAUUGUUUCUCAAACAGAGAUUUGGAAUUGGAUACCACUUGAACAUGGUGGUGGAACCUGAAUGUAAUGCUGACAGGGUGACGGACUUGCUGAGACAGCACGUGUCUGGGAUUGAAAUGAAGAGGUCGCAUGGUAAAGAGCUUGCCUUUACCAUGCCCAUGUCAGAAGUUAGCAGGUUUCCAGGAAUGUUCACUGAACUUGAGGCAACUGUUAAGGGCUCUAUUGGUGCUGGGCAAUCUCAGGCAGAGUUAUUAGGAAUCAUAAGUUAUGGAGUUUUCAUGACAUCACUGGAGGAAGUGUUUCUGAAAAUAGGGUCAGAGAACGAAGACAAAGAAGAAAACGAAACCACCGAACCAUCACCCCAGAACGAGCAGCACAGUAUACCCAUGCCCACUUCAAACGAAACGGUCAACCUUACAUCUCAGCGAUUCUGGACACUGAUGAAGAUGAGAUUUAAGAUAAAGAUUCGGAACACGACUGCUUUGAUCUUUCAGAUUUUUAUUCCCAUUGUGCUUGUCAUCAUUGGCUGUGUUCUCAGCAAACAAGGCACAUCCGAGGACACAUCAUUUACAAAACCAGUGACAAUGAAAUCUUUCUACGUUGGGCCACAUAAACCACCUUUCCUUGCUGUUGAUACAGCAGACACACCAGGUUCAAGAACAUUUAUCGAUGGACUUGGGAGUGUUGAGAAGGUCAAUUCAUCUGUGAAUAUUGCUGAUCUACCAAAACAUUGGGUGGGCUUUAACCUUAAGGACCUACAAACAGGUAAGAACUUAACAUACACUGCAAUGUACAAUGACUCGGCUAUUCAUUCACUACCAGCUGUGAUCAACUUGGUGUCGAAUGGACUUCUUGCGAUGGUUGAGAAUAUAACAGCAUCCAGUCUGAUGUGGCCAUCUGUUGUGCAGUCUGCGGUGCCAAACCUUUCCUACAAUUCCAAUGCCUUCUCAGCAGCAUUCAUUCUUGCCGUGGCAUUUGUUGUUGUACCAACAGGAUUUGCUGUUGAGGUUGUUGCUGACCGUCAGAUCAAAGCAAGGAGCCAGCUACGAGUUUCAGGAAUCACAUUCAUGAUGUACUGGGUCACCCUGUUUCUCUUCCAUCUCGCCAUCUAUUUCAUUCCGGCAGUCAUUAGCAUUAUAAUUGUUCUUGCUGCUCAGAUUCCAUCGUUCAUCACUGCAGGAGCCAUACUAACACUGGUAAUGCUUUUCUUAGCAUACAUCCCGGCCAAUCUCCUGCUCGCCUAUGUGUUCUCAUACGCCUUUGAAACAUUUGAAACUUGCCAAGCAGUCCUUCCCAAUGUUUUCAUCUUUUCAGGGAUUAUUCCCUACAUAGCGAUAUCACUGAUGGAUAUGUUGGGUCAUCCAGAUGUAGCAAAGAUCGUUCACUAUGUGAUGUGCGUCAUUGAUCCUCCUUAUAUCAUCUUUGGUGGAAUAUACUACAUAGAAAGGAUAUCACGUGUAGCAGAUAUUCUACAACAGCCAGUAACGUUUGACAUGUACUUUGAGAUGGACAACAAUAUUAUCUACCCAAUUAUUGUGGCUCUAAUACAUAUUGUAGUAAUGAUCGUGCUACUGAGAAUUGUGGAUCUGCACAGUACUGGCGGUAGUCUUGUCCAAGCUAUAAUGUGUUGCAUCUCGAAGGUGAAGGCUAUUCCCGAAGAGAACAGUGAUAUCCCUGACGAUGAGGAUGAUGAUGUGAAAGAUGAACGACAUCGUGUCAACAAACUCCAUGGCAUUGCAGAUAGACACAUGAUUGUAAUACAGUUAUUUCUGAUGAACCUGCCUGUGUCAUUUAGGAGAGCAGGUGACAAGACACAUGAUCGCAUUGACUGCUGCUGUCGAUCAGUGACCAGAUCUUACUUGGGGUGGAUGCCAGUGGCGUAUGUGAGGAAUUUGAGGAAAGAAUUCAAGAAACGUACAACAAAACACCAGACGAAGGAAAACUCUGUGAAGGUGGCUGUGCAGAAUGCAACUUUUGCUGUGGAUAAAAACGAAGUUUUUGGUUUGCUCGGACCCAAUGGUGCUGGGAAAACAACCAUCUUGAAUAUGGUCAUUGCAGAGACUUCAGCUACUAAAGGAAAGAUCAUUGUAGCAGGUCACAAUGUCCACUCAAGUGCAUCCGAAGCAUUCCAGGCUAUUGGCUAUUGUCCACAGCAUGAUGCAUUGUGGCCGAGUAUCACACUGAAGGAACACUUGGCGUGCUACGCAGCCAUCAAGGGAAUACCACGAGGAGAUAUUGACUCACUUGUCAACUACUUUGUGGAUAAUCUAAAAGUUACAGAGCAUGCAGACAAAAGAGCUGAUAAAAUGUCUGGUGGGACACGACGAAAGGUGAGCUAUGCAAUAAGUAUGUUGGGCAAACCACAGAUUGUUUUGCUGGAUGAACCUUCCACUGGCAUGGAUCCACAGUCCAAGAGAUUUCUGUGGGACACAAAGAGCUCUAGCUUCAUGUCGUGAUGGGCGAGGAGCCAUUUUGACAACACACUAC
Messenger RNA from Gigantopelta aegis, 4777 nucleotides. RefSeq names its product ABC transporter A family member 1-like. Gene Ontology annotation, cellular component: membrane; intracellular membrane-bounded organelle. Gene Ontology annotation, molecular function: lipid carrier activity; ATP hydrolysis activity; ATP binding. Bases 130 to 4746 code for a protein of 1538 amino acids. The transcript is spliced from 30 exons. Lineage: Eukaryota; Metazoa; Mollusca; Gastropoda; Neomphalida; Peltospiridae. The record is from RefSeq and is a predicted model, not a curated record. Gene Ontology annotation, biological process: transmembrane transport; lipid transport.